Cladophialophora carrionii CBS 160.54 is the source of this 1713-nucleotide messenger RNA. RefSeq lists its product as uncharacterized. Lineage: Eukaryota; Fungi; Ascomycota; Eurotiomycetes; Chaetothyriales; Herpotrichiellaceae. The coding region runs from base 1 to 1713 and encodes 570 amino acids. The record is from RefSeq and is a predicted model, not a curated record. The transcript is spliced from 2 exons.
AUGACCACAGCUACCUGUCCAGAUCUGCCCCCACCGCUCUAUCUUCCCAUAACUUACCACCAGGUUGGAGUCGGGUCAGUCGCACCAGCAUGGGGUGUCAGGUUUGAACUUGGCGACCCAGCUCAGGUGGUUUCUCUGAUGCCUCGCAUGUCGGAUCUAACUCUCGUUGCCAAUGUUGAUGAUUGUGCUUCUUCGACUGAUUACGACUGCCUGGCUUAUGUAGGAGGCACCUACGACCCGACCUUUUCAAGAACCGAGGCUACGCAGACCGAGGCAGACUGGAAUGGAACCUUGCAGGGGGCGGACUCGUCGGAUUUUAUUUUAUACAAUGAUAUCCUCACAGUUGGCUCGAACGGCACAACUGUCCCGGGCUUUCCAUUCGCAACCGACAACGAAGAAAAUUGGGCCUACAACAUUUCAGGCGGCUCACUGGGCCUCGGCCUGAACUCGACCUUCCUGCAAGCCGUGGUCAGAAGUGGUGCUGCACCAUCCACAUCCUACGGCAUGUGGGUUGGGACGCGUCUAAACGACGAGGACCCCAGGGGCGGCCUGCUCAUGGUCGGUGGCUAUGAUGCCGCCCGCGCCAACGAAUUCCACACCUUUGACAGCCGAGACACAUGCACUACGUGCAUCAUUCUGCAAGAGCUGACCUGGGAGUCUGAAGCUGGGUCAAUUUCUCUGCUGGACGAGGAGACCACCGAAUUUCAAGUCUCCCUUGAACCGUCGUGGGAGUCACUUCGUGUCCCACCGUCGGUCUUCGACGCAUUCGGGAACGCCACGGGCGGCGACUACGAUACAGGCCGCCACCUUUGGACAUAUCCAGCAUCUUCCCUCCCUUCCGGCAGUCUCCGCUUCACCAUCAAGAAUGGCUAUAGUUCCUCGAUUCCAGCAGAGGAACUCUUCUUCUACCCCCGUCAAUACGACACUGACGGGAGCUUGGUCGUCGCCAACGAGACUUACAAAAUUGGAUUCGUUGAGAAAUACGAGAACAAUGACGACAGCGGCAAGUACCUAGCCCAGUGGGGCACCCCGUUCCUGACCAUGAACUAUCUCAUUGUCGAUGUCGAGCAAAAACAGUUUCGUCUCUCGGAAGCAACCCGUCAAGACUGGGGCAACGCAGGCGGCGUCUUUCCCAAGACAUUAUGUCCCAUCACGACAGAUACCCCGGACAACUCGGGCUCGGACUCGGGCACGGGCACGGGCACAGGCACAGGCACAGGCACAACAACCACCGAAGAUCCCGAUCCAGAGCCCAAGAUCAACGUCGGCGCCCUCGUUGGUGAAAUCGUCGGCUCAGUCGGGGGUGUAGCUAUAAUUGCUCUUGCAAUUUUCUUCUGCUGGCGCCGCCGUCGCCGCAACAGGAGACGCCGUGAACAAGCUUCUGACAACAACCCAGUCGAGACCCACCCCCAGACAUAUCAGCCUGUCGCUCCGAUGGGCCAACAGCACUCCUCCCCAACAUGGACGUACGGUUAUCCCCACCAACCACCUCACGGCAGCUAUACAGACCAACCGCCCCCUCCGGGAGCGUACCCCGUCAUGAGGCAGCACGAAUACCCUAAAUUCGACCAGACGGUCUACCAGCCCUACACGCCACCUCGACCGCCUCAAGAAUUGCCAUCCCCCGAACCUACCCCUGCCGAGUGGAGAGACAGCGAGGUCAGCGGUGAUACGAGUGCCGCGGUAAGUGACCCCAGUCUCGCACAAGACUGA